CAAAUAGUAGAAAUUGGCCAAUAGACAGAUAACAUGCCAGAGGAGUUAGCUGGCCGAGGAGAACAGUUUGCGUCCUAUUUUAGUCUGUCGAGCCAGUUGGCCGAAUUCCACUAUUUUCUCUAGCGACAAAUGGGGACUGGGAGAGGCAAAAGAAGGCUUCUAAAAAUCACCAGCUUUGACGCAACAGGUCAUAAGGUUACCACCGGGCAUUGUCUAUUUAACUGUACCAAGGACACAUCCAAGAUGGCGUCCAAGUAUUUUGACCUGACUGGUGACAUCGUCGAGUUUACACGGGCCCACUGUCCCAUUGUGUUGUCAGCUGUCGUCGGAGGCGUUGGCCUGUACUUCUUGAGGAGGUACUUUGCGGGCGGUCUCUGCCGCAGUCCCGCCAGACUCGAUGGCAAAACCGUCAUCAUCACAGGAGCCAAUACGGGCAUCGGGAAAGAAACAGCACGUGACCUGGCCGCUAGGGGGGCCCGGGUGAUCCUGGCUUGCAGAGAUCUCACAAAAGCAAAAACUGCGGCAGCCGAGAUCCGAAAAUCUACCGGAAACGGAAAUAUCGUCAUCGAACAACUCGACCUGGCCUCCCUCGCCUCGGUCCGAACAUUCGCGACGAUCAUCAACGAGAGAGAGCCGAAUGUGAACAUCCUUGUUAACAACGCAGGAGUCAUGAUGUGUCCACAGUGGAAGACAGAAGACGGUUUUGAGAUGCAGUUCGGCACGAACCACCUGGGUCACUUCCUCCUCACCAACCUGCUGCUGGACAAGCUCAAGAAGUCCGCGCCCAGCCGGGUCGUCAUUGUCUCCGCCCGCUUGUAUGAUGGCGGAAAGAUCAACUUUGACGACAUCAAUGCCGAAAGGUCGUACAGUCCUUUUGGAGCGUACUGUCAGUCCAAGUUAGCAAACGUACUGUUCAUGAGAGAGCUGGCACAAAGACUGGAAGGAACUGGUGUAACGGCGAACGCCCUCCACCCCGGCGUCAUGAACACAGAACUAGGUCGGCACGUUUUCACCACGUACGGCUGGAGAGCUCUGCUGAUGGCACCCGUCGUCGCCAUCUAUUACCUGUUCUGGAAGAGCGUGAAACAGGGAGCACAGACCACCAUACACCUUGCCGUGGAUAAAGAACUUGAAACGACGUCCGGGCUGUACUUCAGUGACUGCAUGCCCUGUGACCUGUACCCCGUGGGUAAGGACGAGGCGACCGCAAAAAGACUCUGGCAGCUCAGCGAGGAGAUGGUGGGCCUGAAGGAGUGACGUCAUUUCGCCCAUUACAC
Messenger RNA from Branchiostoma floridae (Florida lancelet), 1277 nucleotides. Its product is annotated as retinol dehydrogenase 12-like. Bases 130 to 1257 code for a protein of 375 amino acids. The transcript has 7 exons. The record is from RefSeq and is a predicted model, not a curated record. Lineage: Eukaryota; Metazoa; Chordata; Leptocardii; Amphioxiformes; Branchiostomatidae.